CACAUUUUGAGUGAAUGAGAAAACACAUUAAGCCAAAAUGACAACAUCAUUCCCCAUGAAUGCUGGUGAUGGUCUUUAUAGCUACUCCAAAAACUCCCAUUUGCAGAAAGAAAUAAUAGAUGGUGCAAAGGAGAUGAUGAGAGAUGUAAUUAUUCGAAAGCUUGACAUCAAGACCAUAUUAUCUUCUUCAAACACAUUACAUAUUACAGAGUUGGGAUGUUCUGUUGGACCAAACACUUUUAGCUCAAUGCAACAUAUUGUAGAAGCUCUAAAGGACAAGUACUUAUACCAAGACCAAGUCAUAGAUUCCACCAAGAGUACUAUUCCUGAAUUCCAAAUAUUCUUCAAUGAUCAAGUCACCAAUGAUUUCAACACCCUUUUUCGUUCACUACCUGUUGAUCGAUUCUACUAUGCAUCUGGAGUUCCAGGAUCUUUCCAUGGUAGAUUAUUUCCAUCACGAUCGAUACAUUUUGCUCAUUGUUCUACUGCUAUACAUUGGUUAUCUAAGAUUCCAAAAGAGUUGUUAGAUAAAAAUUCCCCAGCUUGGAAUAAGGGAUUGAUUGACUAUGCUGGUGCAUCAAAUGUUGAAAUAGUGAAUGCUUAUGUUGCUCAAUUUGAAAGGGACAUGGAAAUGUUCUUUAAUGCAAGAGCUGAGGAGAUUGUUCCCGGAGGAAUGAUGGUGCUUGUUACACCAAUUUCAGGCUACAUACGUCUUUUGAGAUUUUUUGGUUCUAGUCUUAUGGAUAUGGUGAAUGAGGGAAAAUUAGAUGAAUUUCUAGUUGACUCAUUCAAUUUGCCAUUGUAUUUACCCUCUCCUCAAGACAUGACUAAAGUAGUGGAGAAAAAUGGACUUUUUAGCAUUGAGAGAAUGGAGUUGAUAAAUAUCAAAUCAAAUCUUGUGGAUGAGGUUGAUGCAAAGACUUUAAUGAUGAGUCUAAGAAGUGCUAUAGAAGGAGUCAUAAUCAAUCAUUUUGGAAGUAAAAUAGCAGAAGAAGCUUGUGCAAGAACAAUUCUCAAGAGUAAAGAGAUUUCAGAAUGGAUGAAAGUUAAUUAUGAGAAAGCAAGCAUAUUGUUUGUCGCUUUGAAGCGUAAAUGAAUUUCUGUGAAGAAAUUUAUCUAUUAUAUAAUUUAGGUCUAUGGAGAGAUAAUGUGACAUAUCUCGCAGGCCAAGUACUAUGUUUUGCCUAAUGUUUUUGGAUUUUCCUCAUUUGUUUCACUUUAUGUUCUCUACAAAGAAAAUUAAAAAGUGUCUAUGUUAAUUUUUC
Messenger RNA from Solanum tuberosum (potato), 1265 nucleotides. Its product is annotated as probable S-adenosylmethionine-dependent methyltransferase At5g38780. Gene Ontology annotation, molecular function: methyltransferase activity. NCBI's taxonomy places the organism in Eukaryota, Viridiplantae, Streptophyta, Magnoliopsida, Solanales, Solanaceae. The coding region runs from base 38 to 1096 and encodes 352 amino acids. The record is from RefSeq and is a predicted model, not a curated record. The transcript has 3 exons.